Aedes albopictus (Asian tiger mosquito) is the source of this 2445-nucleotide messenger RNA. RefSeq lists its product as uncharacterized. The coding region runs from base 390 to 1607 and encodes 405 amino acids. The transcript has a single exon. The record is from RefSeq and is a predicted model, not a curated record. Lineage: Eukaryota; Metazoa; Arthropoda; Insecta; Diptera; Culicidae.
AUGCCUCCGAAAACUCCCUUAAACGGAACCUAUUUAACGCGCCUCAGAUCCUCCGAUACCCUGCCUUCGCAACACAUCUGAAACUCGUCGAAAAUGCUUUGAAAUUUUCUGAAAUGUCCCUAAAACCUCCUCGCCUUGGUGUAACUCACCUAAGACCCUCUCCAAACCCCGAAAACGCCAAAGUAACACCUCUGAAAUCCGCUGAAAUGUCCCUAACACCCCCUAUAACGCUCUUGAGACUCUUUAUAGUGCCCUAGAGACUCCCUGCAGCCCCUGGACCCCCUUGAGGCCUCCUGAGACUCAAUUGUAAUCCCCUGAAACACCCGCUCGAGACGCGAAACAACAAAGGUCGGUUCGGUGAUGUAUGCGUCAAACACAAAAAAUCAAGCAUGAAUGAAAUGAUGGGCAAAUGUGACAGUAUUCUCUUUGCGGUGAAUGAAAUUAAAAAUCGAUUAGAGAAAAUUGAAAAUAAAUUGGAAAGAAGUGGGUGUGAUGAAGCCGUGAAACAGUGUGAGAAAAAUGUUACGUUGGUAGUAGAAGAAUCUGCAAAAUUGCAUGGAGAGCAGUUGAAAGUUUUGGAAACACAAAUAGCGAAUUCAACUAACAACAGCCCUGCUGUGGGCAACGGCCCAGCAUCAGCAGUCGGUGAUGAGUACCCAUCCGCCGGUAGCUUUGUUGAAGUGGUGAGAAGAAAGAAGAGAAAUCAAGAAUCUGUCUCGGUAUUGCGAUCUGGACGUGUUCGAAAUAAUAGUGUUGCUACUCCAAAUAAUAACGAGACCAGACGUGCGAGUGCAAGGGCACAGCAAAUUAACAAUUCUAGUGCGGUUGAUGUGGUGGACAUAAGCGGAACAAGUUCCAAUAAGAAGUUUGGUUGUACAGUGCGGGUUAAACCUAUUGCGACGCAGUCUAAUCAUCAAACGAAAAAAGAGGUGAGAAGCAAAAUUGAUCCGUCCCAAAUGGGAAUAAAGAGUGUGAGAAAUGGCAUGAAUGGUUCAAUAAUUGUUGAAUGUGGAAAUGUGAAUGAAGCGGAAGGACUUGUGAAAGCUAUCAAAGAUAAGUUCAACGGGGCUUAUUCAGCCGAUAUUGAGCAGCCAAGGAGACCAAAGAUAAAAAUCUUGGGAGUAACAGGUAAUUACGAAUCAAAUGAGUUAAUGGAAAUUUUAAGUGAACAGAACGGAAUUGAGGAUGUGCAGUUUUUGAAGGUGUUGAAAUGCAUUCCUUCAAAGAAAAACUCCGAGAAUGAAUAUUCUCUUAUUUGCGAAGUAGACGCUAAGACGUUUGAGCUCGUGAUGCGCAAAGGUAAGCUCAAUAUAGACUUUGAAAGGUGUCGAGUAAUGGAAAGUGUUAAUUUAUUCAGAUGCUUCAAGUGUUGCGGAUUUGGACACAAAUCUACUGAAUGCAAAAAUAAUCUCCAUUGCGCAAAAUGUGCAAAAAGUCAUGAUGUAAAGGACUGUUCAUCUGACCAAGAAUUUUGCGUCAAUUGUAUUUAUUCCAACAAAGAAAGAAAAACACAGUUUGACAUUAAUCAUUCAUCGUGGAGUGUUGAUUGUCCAAUUUAUUUGAAGAAAGUCUCAAUUUCAAAAAGUUUUAUAAAUUAUGAUGCAUAGCAAUCAAAAAUAGCGACGGAUGUCGUUCUUGUCAAUAUUGCAGGCAUAACGUCGCAUUUCACUGAGUUAGAAAUUUUGGUAAGUAGAAUGAAACCAAAAAUUCUUAUGUUAACAGAAACACAUUUAACUUCAGAUGUUGGAGUAAGUGAGUACAAUAUGCAAAAUUAUAAAGUAGAGUGUUGCUAUUCAUGUUCUAGGCAUACAGGAGGCGUAAUCAUGUACGUUCAUAAGUCAAUAAAAUAUCACUUAGUUGACAAUUCUACAUGUGGGCUAAAUUGGUUCAUUGCUAUAAAAAUAGCCAAAGGGUUAAAGGCUGGAACAUAUGGGUUGUUGUAUCAUUCACCAAGCGCUAGUGAGCAAGAUUUUUUGCAACAUUUGGAACAAAACUGGCUUGAGAAAAUAGUCGACGAGAAAGAAAUGACCCUGAUAGCGGGUGAUUUCAACAUAAAUUGGCGGAAUACCAACGAGAGCAGAAAUCUUCGUAACUUGAUGCAGUGUUUUGAUUUGAGUCAGAAAGUGAAAGAGAUUACACGACAAACUGUCAGAUCGCAAACUAUUAUUGAUUUAGUAUUCUGUAAUAUUGACGAGGUGAAGGUCAACAUAGAUCAGUACAAUAAAAUUUCCGAUCACGAAACAAUGCAAGUCCAUUUUGGUGAGAGUUCAGAACCUUUGGAAGAAUUUGUUACUUUGAAAAGUUGGAGAAAAUACUCUAAGAACGCACUAGUCUCGUUGCUCAGACGCAGUAUGCCCAAUAAUAGCGAUAGAGAAUUAGAUGUAAAGGCAGAUAUAUUGAGCACAGUGUUAACUGAUAGCAUAAACAAACUUGUUGUUGUCAAAA